Suillus subaureus is the source of this 1410-nucleotide messenger RNA. RefSeq lists its product as uncharacterized. The record is from RefSeq and is a predicted model, not a curated record. The coding region runs from base 1 to 1410 and encodes 469 amino acids. Gene Ontology annotation, cellular component: endoplasmic reticulum membrane. Gene Ontology annotation, biological process: karyogamy involved in conjugation with cellular fusion; nuclear membrane fusion involved in karyogamy. NCBI's taxonomy places the organism in Eukaryota, Fungi, Basidiomycota, Agaricomycetes, Boletales, Suillaceae. The transcript is spliced from 12 exons.
AUGAGCGAGGACGAACGCAUACAAGUUGCUAUCAGGCUCACCCUCUGUGAACUUGCUACCGCCCGCCACCAUACAUCACCUCUCGAGUGUUCUCCAUUUAUUAACAAUGUCGAACCACACAUUCCACAUCAUGCAGCAGGUGAUUGUGUCGACGCACUCUCUCGGAGCGCUCAAUUUUGGUCUAGCUACUCUGGGUACCUGCGAGAAAUCCGUGAGGCUGGGUCACUUCUUGGCUGUUCUGUUAAUAGUUGCGAUCAGCCCAGCUCUGCUUUGCGUUCCGUCGAUUGGAUGGAAAUUGACACCGCAAAGGAUAUCUAUAGAAACAUAACGUUGGAGAAACUUGCUCUGAUUCGGUUUUUCCGUGAACAGCAGAAUGGAUUCACAGCUGCACAUCAGAACUGGGAGCGAUCAUCUACAGACUUACGCGAUCUCGUCAGUGUGUUGAAGUCGACUAGCGGUAAUAUACGCGACAUUGCAGAUGUGACAUCCACUUCCAUCGUUCAAAAUACACAAUCACUGUUUACAAAGAUGGAAGCCACUUUGUCAGUCAUCAACCAGCGCAGCUUCGACGAUCAUAUUCGUUCAUUGGACAAGGUUGAUCGGAGGAUUGAUGACCUGACAUUAAGCCAUUCAAAAUCCAUGUCAUCGCUACUAUCACUCGUCGAAUCGCGUUUAACCACUGAAAUUGAAGCAAUUGCAUCAUUGAUGUUAGAGCAGAGCCUUCAAUCUCGGGUAGUCGCGGAUCAAGUUCAGCAAAAAUGGUCCGCGCUUGACGCGACUUUCAUUGCUAUGCAAAAUUCCUUCCACGACCUGCAGGGCGUGAUCACAAGGCUUACAUUCUCUUUGGACACCUCUCUUUCCCAAGUUGUGCAUGUGCAAGAGAUCCAGCGAGAGGUGGCAGAGUCUGUUUCGCUUCUUGACAACAGGAUUUCCCAGCUCACAGAAGUGACCCACCGUGAACUUGAAACAAUCAAUCAGACGGCCCUUGCCCUCAUUGAUACCUUUCAGCGCAAGUCAAAACACGAAGCUUGGCUAAUUCACCUGCAGUGGCUUUUACGUUUUGUCGAACCCACUUCAUUGCUCGGCUUUAAGACUUUUCAAGCCGCGACCAGUCUCUUGGUAUUCCUCUGGCGUCUUCUGGAAGUGGUACUAUCACUUCUCAUGACUAGCGUCGCAGUUUCUAGCAUCAGAAGUCAACUGUUACCCAAGUUUCGAGGUUCAAAACAGGUACAACCGCAAGAAAGUUCAUGGCGUCUCGACUCUCACCUGGAGGAGAAUGUGUCACCUGUAUCGAAUGUCAGGCAUCUGCAACGGAAUGACUAUUUGGACCCGCGGAUCAUCCGGCGACUUACUGGACCUCGCGUAUCUCGCAUACCCGAUAGGAUCUGUCGUCGAGCCACCCCUUGUUGA